AUGGGUUCAAUUGGGCCAAUUUCGUCGCUAUUGGCGUCUCAGCCAAGGCUGAAGACCAUUGAUUGGGGUUCAAACGGCGUCAUGAUCUCUUUGGAUCAGCGAGGAACAAUUCUUCAACUAGGAUUCUAUCAUCCAAAACAUGGAGUUGUACUUAUCUCUCCAUUUGAACAGUUCGACGGCGACAAAUUCUACGACCCUUCCUAUGUCAGACGCUAUAGAGCGCGAAUGACCGAAUGGAUCAAAGAUGGCAAGAAGGGCUAUGGAUUACGAGUUGGAGAUGAAAGAUCAUCAGCACCCAACGAUCCCCCAGAGAUCUCCCGACAUCGCGAUCAUUUGACAUUAACGUACCAGACACAAUCCGGUAUACACGUCCAGACGAUAUUCACUAUAACAGAUCACCAUCACUUCGAACAGACCACUGUCUUAUCUACAAAAUCAGCAACAGCAGUUUCAACCGCCGUAGCACUUGAUUUGGGAAUGAGUCUGAAUCGAGCGUCAUAUGGACAGCUUACAGAAGGGGGCCCGAUUCCACUGCCAGAGUCAUUGAAUGUAUUCACAACUUCAAGAAACAAUACUUUCUCUCUCAACAACCCUAAUUUGGGUGUGGGUAUUAAAGGACGUUUCUGGACUAAUCGAUGGGAUAUUGAAGCUCUCAAAUUUGGAGACAUAAUGAAAGUAUCUCAUGGGGAGCCCGUCAAAGCUCAGAGGAAUACCAAUACACUGGUCAUUUCUACAGACUACCCAGCAGUACUAAAUUUUACUAUAGAGCUCCCUGUUUAUGCACGCCAGCCUUGUUUCCCCCUUUCUCUUCAGAUGCCAACCACACGAGCGUGGCACAUAAGAGACCCGGCGACAGUCACCAUCAUCGAGGGCAAUCUUGAAUAUAUUCUAGGCAAUUGCAUGAUACCAAUAUCCGAAAACAGCACGUGCAUAAUCACAGAUCAUGUAGCACUACCACUGGGUUGGAAUAGGGACAAUUAUUGGCAAGUCCGAUUUCUUCUCGAUGCCUACGACAGAAUAGAAUUUGCCACAGAUUCAUUUACAUCUAAAAUCUACAAACAAAAUUGCUACUCCAGCGUCAAAGCUCACUUAAACUGGGCCUUUCGUGUGUCGCAACGACCGCAUCGCUUUUGGCAUCGGUCGUACAUCGCCAGCGGUGUUCCAAAAGAUGGGCCAAUUUUCCAAUUAGAUCAGCAAUGUUACCCUAUCAUCGAACUCUGUGACUUUUUUGAUUACACGUCAGGAGAAAUGGAGACAAAGCCGUUUGUUGAGGACAUACUGCGGAAGGAGGAAACCAUCUUGGAAAUUAUCGAUGUACUCCUAGCCAGACGAGAUACCACGACGAAUUUGUUUCCGACUGACGAAACGCCCGGCGAUGAUCCUGUGGAAUACCCAUACCAUUUCUCGAGUCACAUUCUUCUAUGGUAUACUUUCACAAGACUUGCAAAACUUGUGGAGAUACUAAGAGAUAGGAAGGGCCUAGAGGCUUCGUGGCUGAGGCAAUUGGCCAACGAGACACAUGCCGCCACGAUCAAACACUUCGUCGGAUAUAAUCCAGUAACUGAGAAACGGAUGUUUGCCUAUCUUACAGAUGGAGCCGGUAAACAUGCCUUUUAUCAUGAUGCCAACGAUAUCCCUACCUUAUUCGCGCUGGAAUGGGGGUUCGUUGAUGAUAUUCCUGAUUCUGAGGCUAUCGAGACUGGGAAAUCUCUCUGGAUUCAUACAAUGAAGUUCGGGUUGUCCCCAGCCAACGAAGGAGGGUAUUACGAAGAGGGUCCCUUUGGAGGCUUAGGAAGUGUUCAUACACGCGGACCAUGGCCACUAGGCUAUUUCCAAGAGUUAGUGUUUGCAGAGAUGACUGGAGAUCUAGUAGCUAGUCAGAAAGCUUGGGAGAAGAUCAAAGGCGUGAUGUUUUUUGAUGGGCUUUUUUCCGAGGCUGUUGAUAGUUACACGGGCGAAUGUACAAGUAAAGCAUGGUUUGCUUGGCCUGGAAGCAUGAUUGGGUCCGCUUUACUUCGGGAUAGGAGUGGUAUUGUGAUGGAUGGGCUAACUCAGGGAUAG
Molecule: messenger RNA, 2061 nt
Organism: Talaromyces amestolkiae
Lineage: Eukaryota; Fungi; Ascomycota; Eurotiomycetes; Eurotiales; Trichocomaceae
Exons: 3
Coding region: 1-2061 (686 amino acids)
Biological process (GO): carbohydrate metabolic process
Source: RefSeq, a predicted model, not a curated record